GGAAGUCUCACCGGAAGUCGUAAGGUUAGGCGUAAUAGUGUUUACUCUCGGUUGAGGACCGAGUAUUUUGUUGUUUAUUGUUUUGUAGUUUGCCUUCAGGGUUGAUUGAGGCGUCGAGUAGACAAGUAAUUAAACACUUUUGCUGUAUUGUAAAUGUGUUUAAGUGGAAAACCGAACUAAUUAAUUAAUUAAUUAAUUAAUCAGUUUCAGAGCUUCGUGAACAGGCUUCACUGAUUUAGCUACACGGCUAGCUUUAGGAUUCAUAACCCUGUGUGUGUGUGUAUAUAUAAAAAUAAAAGCAGGUUGUAGAUUGAAAUAUCCGUGUAAAAGUUGUGUGAAGAUGGAGGAGACUGCGGUGUGUGAGAUGUCUGACACUGACAGCGCCGUGGCUGUGAGGAAACCCCAGGAAGAGCCGAACAAGACGAAGAAAAGGCUCUUGGAUUUCGACGAGUAUUACGAGAGUAUGGAGCAGAUCGUUCAGAGGGACUUCUUCCCAGAUGUCACAAAGCUGCAAGCACAGAAUGAUUACCUGGAGGCCGAAGAGAACGGAGACCUGCAGAGAAUGAGGGAGAUUGCCAUCAAAUAUGGCUCAGCCAUGGCUAAAUACACCCCACGCACUUAUGUCCCCUAUGUGACACCAUCGUCAUUUGAGACUCCUGAUGGUCACAGCAGUUCUCCAUCCUCUUCACACAAUGAAUCCAGGACCGGCAGAGACACUGAGCUUGGAGGUGAAGAUGGCGGGAAAGAGGAGGAGCUCCCAUGUCUGGACCGUUUCCUGUCAGAAAACACGUGUGAGGAGCGUGCAUCAUUCAUGGAGAUGAUGGCUUUGACCCAGGAAAAGCAGAAGCGGAAGAACGCCUGGUUGUACGAGGCCGAGAGCGAGUCCAAACAGCGUCGAGAGGAUAAUCUGGCUGUGCCAUCAUUAGAGACCCAGGCUCGGGGGUGUGUGAAGGCCGGAGUAGACACAUGGGAGUACACGGUCAAAAAUGCCCUCAUGUACUACCCUGAAGGGGUGAAGGAUGAUACUUUGUUUAAGAAGCCAAGAGAAGUUAUGUACAAAAACACACGCUUCAACGUGGACCCGUUCUGUAAAGCCCUCAAUAAGUCACAGAUCCAACAGGCUGCUGCCCUCAAUGCACAGUUUAAAUUAGGAAAGGUGGGACCUGAUGGGAAAGAACUGCUGCCACACGAGUCUCCUAAAAUGAACGGCUAUGGCUACGAGAGAGCGUCCUUGCCUCCGUCAGCAGCAGUGUGCGAGUCUCCCUUGAUGACCUGGGGAGAGAUUGAGGAAACGCCCUUCAGAGCGGACGGCUCAGUCACUCCGCUCAUAGAGAGGAGCCAUGGCCCAGCAUUUAAGAUUCCUGAGCCAGGACGCAGAGAGAGGCUUGGGCUAAAAAUGGCUAAUGAAGUGGCAGCCAAAAACAGAGCAAAGAAACAGGAAGCUCUUCGUAAAGUCACAGAAAAUCUCGCCAGUUUGACUCCAAAAGGUUUGAGUCCUGCUGCUCUGUCUCCAGCUCUGCAGCGCCUCGUCAACCGGUCGUCUGGGAAAUACACUGAUAAAGCCCUACGUGCCAGUUAUACCCCCUCACCCUAUCACAGAGUACCAGGCUCCAAAACUCCUCUCACCCCCUCACAGUCCUUAUGCACCCCUACGCCAGGCAAAACCCGCACACCUGCCUCGCAUGACCCCGCCUCCAUCACAGACAAUCUGCUCCAGCUGCCAAAAAGGAGAAAGGCAUCCGACUUCUUCUGAGGACACCACUAAACACACAAAGGACAUCAAACACACACACUGUCUCCUGCUUUGGAUUUCUGGUCUUUAUUUACAAACUGAGAGACUCCUUGUCUUUAAAACCUGCUGACUACUUUGUCAGUUAAAGGUGUAAUAAUGAUUAAAGGUGUUUUUUUUUUUUUUUUGUACAGUUUAGCAAAAUGGUCCUUUUAUUUUUGAUGUUUUUAAACUGUAGUUAACUAGGGCUGUAAAUAUGAAUAGACUUUUUUGGAAUGACUGGAUGACUUAGAAGAAUAAUAGAAUAAUAUUCAUGUAGGGUUUGCUCUCUCUUAUCGUCAGUAUAAAAUUCUCUCUGGCUCUUUUCAAACAGAAAAGGAUUAUUUAUUGACCAUAUACCACUUCUGUGUAUUUGUGUGUGGGGGGGGGGUUCAUUUUCAUGAUUGAUGCUGUAAUUCAAGGUAAACUCGUUUUGAAUUUGCAAAAUAAUUUACAAAUAGAAAAUAUUAAACUUCUGAUUUCUUAAGUA
This is a messenger RNA of Neoarius graeffei (lesser salmon catfish), 2258 nucleotides long. It is a transcript of the gene ess2, whose product is annotated as ess-2 splicing factor homolog. NCBI's taxonomy places the organism in Eukaryota, Metazoa, Chordata, Actinopteri, Siluriformes, Ariidae. Bases 341 to 1753 code for a protein of 470 amino acids. Gene Ontology annotation, cellular component: catalytic step 2 spliceosome. The record is from RefSeq and is a predicted model, not a curated record. The transcript has 10 exons.